Pseudogymnoascus verrucosus is the source of this 2345-nucleotide messenger RNA. RefSeq lists its product as uncharacterized. Gene Ontology annotation, cellular component: preribosome, large subunit precursor. Gene Ontology annotation, biological process: ribosomal large subunit biogenesis. Gene Ontology annotation, molecular function: zinc ion binding; nucleic acid binding. The record is from RefSeq and is a predicted model, not a curated record. Bases 525 to 2123 code for a protein of 532 amino acids. The transcript is spliced from 4 exons. Lineage: Eukaryota; Fungi; Ascomycota; Leotiomycetes; Thelebolales; Thelebolaceae.
GCUGUGAGUCUGCCAAGCUUAUCAUCGCACAACUCUUCUUUUCUGACAUAUUUACACCAAGUACUCGAGUAGUCGCGGCCUCAGCAAUCGCAGCCCACCCGUGCCUCGCCAUCGCUGCCUGUUGGCCCUGACACGCUUAUCGCAACACACAAUUAUUCCCAAUUAUCGCCACCGUAAAAACCCUAGAAUUAAAUACCCGAAUUAACUGGUUUCUAUUCACCCAUUAGAAUGACUUCAUUCCUAUUUACCUAAGCCAAGAAUAAUUAUUCAGAUCUCCAAGCCUUUGCUCGUCCUAUCAAACUAGCCCAGUAGGGAACCAGGCCGGCGGAGGUCACUACUACUUAGAGUACAUCUAACCCCCCCUCGCCAAACUUAUUUUCUUCGUUUUCCUUCCCCUCCUUCGCCUUAUCGAUUGCAAAUCAAAGAAAAAGGUUCAGCCUGACCCCGCAACCACAUUUCUACAACCUCUUCAAACCCACAUACAACACACAAAUAAACAAUACACAUUCUUGAUAUACGUCAAGAUGGCGACCAUGGCUGCAAGCCGUCCUUCAGCUCCGGGCUUGGGUGCAUCAGAGCCUCCCUCUUCUCACCCAUACACCUGUAACACAUGUCAAGUUGCUUUCCGCAACAGUGAGCUCCAGCGUGGACACAUGAGGAGCGAUUGGCAUCGCUACAACUUGAAGCGCCGUGUCACCUCUUUGCCACCCAUCUCAUCCGACGUCUUCGCCGAGAAGGUUGUCGCCGCCCAGGCAUCAUCGACCGCCGCUGCCUCGAAGGCCGCAUACGAGAAGACAUGCGCGGCAUGCGAGAAGACAUACUUCAGCGAGAACGCCUUUUACAACCACGUAGGGAGCCAGAAGCACCUUAAGCAGGUGGCUUUGCUCCGGAAGUCCAAGAACGGCGCCACUGCCGAUGACGCGAGCUCCGUUGUCAGCUCGCAGGUUACCGCCACUGCGGAAACCGAAACCUCGUCUGAAGAAGAGUCGGAGGAGGAUGAAGAUGAGGAAGAAGUUGCCGAAGUUACAAAGGACUUGAAGGAGACAUCUUUGAACGGCGAGACCGAGGAGAAGUCGGAGGACGCCGGACCAAAGAAGAUCGAGGUCCCGUUGAUGCGCUGCCUCUUCUGCAACUACGACUCCCCAACCGUUCAGCUGAACGUAAACCACAUGGAGAAAAUCCACAACAUGUUCAUCCCAGAACGCAACUACUUGGUGGAUUUGGAUGGAUUGAUUGCCUCUUUGUUCGAGAAGAUCAACAUAUUCCAAGAGUGCCUUACCUGCAGCAAGUACAAGUCGAACGUAUUCGGAUUACAGACACACAUGCGGGAUAAGGGCCACUGCACAAUUCCCUUUGGCACCGAGGAGGAGCAGCUUGAGAUUGGCGAGUUCUAUGAUUUCAGAAGCACAUACUCUGACGAGGAGGAUGAUGAAGAUGAGUCCGCGGACGAGGCUACCGACCGCAAGGCGAGCGGUGGUGUCAAGCUUGGAGGCAGACGCAUAGCUAAGAACGCCGAUGGUGAUGAGGAGAUGGAGGAUCCUGAGGGAUGGGAGACUGAUAGUUCGACGUCUUCUUUGGAUUCCGACGAUCUUACAGCCGUGCCCCUCGCAUCACGCGAGCACCGCUACGAGAAGUUGGAUCGCCACCCACACCACUCUUCGGAAGAUCCUAGACCUCAUAAGAACACUGAUGGCUUCCACUCUCACGCUCACAAGCACAGGCACGCAGCCUACUAUUCCGACUACGAACUCCACCUUCCGUCUGGACGCGCUGUUGGACACAGAUCCCUCGCUAGGUAUUACAAACAGAACCUUCACAACCACCCAUCUCCUGCCGAGCGUCAAGAGCAGUACAUGAUCGAGGCCGCGAGGGGCUCGGAUGACGAAGAGGAGGUCGAUGAGAGAGUGGCGCGCCGCAACGACAGAGAGCGUGGCAGAGCACUCAACACACGUGCCAACGGCGGUAGAGGCAUGAUGGGUGUUUCCGAGACGAAGAAGAAGGAGGUUGCUGUCCUUGAAAAGCGUGCUAGAAAGCAAGAGUUCUACGACCGCCAAAAGUUCAACUGGGGCAACAACAAGCAGAGCAACUCCCAAAAGCAUUUCAGAGAUCCUCUCUUGCAAUGAUUUGCCGUUUUCUUUCAGCUAUGGCAAGGAGAGCAUGCCAAGGUGGGGGUGGGGAUGGGUUUGGCAUAUCUGCCAACUCUCGUGAGUUUCUAAAUGGGUUCAUUCGACCGUCUUUACUACGAGUAGACUAGACAGCAUAACUAGAAUUUAUAUCCUUGCUCAAGCCUCCAGCUAUUUGUCUUGUCUCGGGUGGUGAUUACUGUGCCUGGCCUGUGUGAUGAC